Messenger RNA from Exophiala viscosa, 1212 nucleotides. RefSeq lists its product as uncharacterized. Bases 141 to 1010 code for a protein of 289 amino acids. The transcript has a single exon. Lineage: Eukaryota; Fungi; Ascomycota; Eurotiomycetes; Chaetothyriales; Herpotrichiellaceae. The record is from RefSeq and is a predicted model, not a curated record.
CACUCAACCUUGAUGCAUUUCGUUUGUUACUCCCUUCUGCUGUGCACCGACUCGUUGUCGCAAGUGUCUGCAGUACUAUCUCGAUCACGGACAUUCCCAAGUACCACUCGUUUGACCAAACAGCUCAUUAGCCUUCAAUAAUGUCCAAGUCCGGCUCAGAACACUGGGAGACCUCUGCAGUCUUCGGGGAGCCUAUACCAACAUACGAAGAGUCCCUCGCCAUCUCGCCAGGCGGAGCAACCAUACUUGUUCCAAGCGAGAAACCCAACAGCUCCGUUUCUUCAUUAUUUCGACAAGGACGAAACCGCCGGGUCCUCGAUCUCAUCUCGGAUACCAUCCUUCCAGCCAUCAGCGUUGACCUCGCCAAUGGUUGCUCCCAUAUACCCUUGGUCAUAGUGCCAUCGGAGACGCUCGGAAGUAGCAGCAAGCUCGAUGAGCGUAACAUCGUUACACCAGGUCGUCAGACUUACGAGGCUUCACGCACUGUCGUCGUGCUGCAGGGGCAGGAUAAACGCCCCUCCUUCUGGACGCAGAACGCCGUUGUCCAGGAACUCGACCUUCUACUCCGGAAGGAGCUCGGCUGCUCGUCGCGCACAAGCAACGAAGAGCCCUUGCCCAGAGAACUUUCUACAUCAGGUUUUCCAUCUCAAUCCCCGUUGCAACUGCAAGCAGAACCAACACCAGCUAAUGCAGAACUUCCUCCGCGGCCGAAGAAGAAGCUCUGGCUGAAACGUGACAGUGCCGUCACUGAAGCCGAAAGUGAUCCCACUGGCGAGACGGGCAAAUGGAAUCUCGGCUGGCGCGGGCCAGAAACCCCUGGUGGAAGAGACACAAAAUCUGGAGAUCAUGACGUUCUACGACACCGUACACGAGUCCAAAACUUGAAAGUGGACGAAGUCGCACUUCAUACAAGGUUACAAGACGUCAGUAUCCGGACAGAAGACCAGAUGGGCCUUUUUCGAACGACCACGGUGAAAUGCAUCUGGAUAGAGAUUGACGUCGGCACCUGAAAGGCUGAGGUAUUCUCGUUGAUCAUGUUGAGGUGUAACACUUUCUCUACAUCCUUGCCCAGCAAUACCAUUCUGAGCCAGCUGCCAGUCAUGGCACAAAGACAGUUCUUUCCUUCUUCGCCACCCACGCUUCAUGCACCUCUUCGAGCUUCUGAACCUUCAACGCCAUAUCAGGUAGCCUGGCCACCGCAGCCAAGAGAGC